Suricata suricatta (meerkat) is the source of this 4543-nucleotide messenger RNA. RefSeq names its product jagged canonical Notch ligand 1 (gene JAG1). The transcript is spliced from 27 exons. Bases 36 to 3692 code for a protein of 1218 amino acids. Gene Ontology annotation, biological process: multicellular organism development; heterophilic cell-cell adhesion; cell communication. Gene Ontology annotation, molecular function: calcium ion binding; Notch binding. Gene Ontology annotation, cellular component: protein-containing complex; plasma membrane. NCBI's taxonomy places the organism in Eukaryota, Metazoa, Chordata, Mammalia, Carnivora, Herpestidae. The record is from RefSeq and is a predicted model, not a curated record.
CGGCGUCCCGAGAGCCCGCGGCGCGCGGCGCAGCGAUGCGGUCCCCACGGACGCGCGGCCGGCCCGGGCGCCCCCUGAGCCUCCUGCUUGCCCUGCUCUGCGCCCUGCGAGCCAAGGUGUGCGGGGCCUCCGGCCAGUUCGAGUUGGAGAUCCUGUCCAUGCAGAACGUGAACGGGGAGCUGCAGAACGGGAACUGCUGCGGCGGCGUCCGGAACCCGGGGGACCGCAAGUGCUCCCACGACGAGUGUGACACGUACUUCAAAGUGUGCCUCAAGGAGUACCAGUUCCGCGUCACGGCCGGGGGUCCCUGCAGCUUCGGCUCGGGCUCCACUCCUGUCAUCGGGGGCAACACCUUCAAUCUCAAGGCCAGUCGUGGCAACGAACGCAACCGCAUCGUGCUGCCUUUCAGUUUCGCGUGGCCGAGGUCCUACACUUUGCUUGUGGAGGCGUGGGAUUCCAGCAAUGACACUCUCCAGCCUGACAGCAUUAUUGAAAAGGCUUCUCACUCGGGCAUGAUAAACCCCAGCAGACAGUGGCAGACGCUGAAGCAGAACACAGGGAUUGCCCACUUCGAGUAUCAGAUCCGUGUCACCUGUGAUGACUAUUACUAUGGCUUCGGCUGCAAUAAGUUCUGCCGACCCAGAGAUGACUUCUUUGGACACUAUGCCUGUGACCAGAAUGGCAACAAGACUUGCAUGGAGGGCUGGAUGGGCCCCGAAUGUAACAAAGCUAUUUGCCGACAGGGCUGUAGCCCCAAGCAUGGGUCUUGCAAACUCCCAGGUGACUGCAGGUGCCAGUAUGGCUGGCAGGGCGUGUACUGUGACAAGUGCAUCCCGCACCCGGGGUGCGUCCGUGGCACCUGCAAUGAGCCCUGGCAGUGCCUCUGUGAGACCAACUGGGGCGGCCAACUCUGCGACAAAGAUCUCAACUACUGUGGGACUCACCAGCCCUGUCUCAACGGGGGAACUUGCAGCAACACGGGUCCUGACAAGUAUCAGUGUUCCUGCCCUGAGGGGUAUUCAGGACCCAACUGUGAAAUCGCGGAGCACGCCUGCCUGUCUGACCCCUGCCACAACAGGGGCAGCUGCCGGGAGACCUCGCUGGGGUUUGAGUGUGAGUGUUCCCCGGGCUGGACGGGCCCCACGUGUUCCACGAACAUUGAUGACUGUUCUCCAAAUAACUGUUCCCACGGGGGCACCUGCCAGGACUUGGUUAAUGGAUUCAAGUGCGUGUGCCCGCCCCAGUGGACUGGCAAAACGUGCCAGUUAGAUGCAAAUGAGUGUGAGGCCAAACCUUGUGUAAAUGCCAAAUCCUGUAAGAAUCUGAUUGCCAGCUACUACUGUGAUUGCCUCCCAGGCUGGACGGGUCAGAAUUGUGACAUAAAUAUUAAUGACUGCCUUGGCCAGUGUCAGAAUGACGCCUCCUGUCGGGAUUUGGUUAAUGGUUAUCGCUGUAUCUGUCCACCUGGCUAUGCAGGCGAUCACUGUGAGAGAGACAUCGAUGAAUGCGCCAGCAACCCCUGUUUGAAUGGGGGUCACUGUCAGAAUGAAAUCAACAGAUUCCAGUGUCUGUGUCCCACUGGUUUCUCUGGAAACCUCUGUCAGCUGGACAUAGAUUAUUGUGAGCCCAAUCCCUGCCAGAAUGGUGCCCAGUGCUACAACCGCGCCAGCGACUAUUUCUGCAAGUGCCCCGACGACUACGAAGGCAAGAACUGUUCCCACCUUAAAGACCACUGCCGCACGACUCCGUGUGAAGUGAUCGACAGCUGCACUGUGGCCAUGGCUUCCAACGACACGCCUGAGGGGGUGCGGUACAUUUCCUCCAACGUCUGUGGUCCCCACGGGAAGUGCAAGAGCCAGUCAGGAGGCAAAUUCACCUGUGACUGUAACAAAGGCUUCACUGGAACAUACUGCCACGAAAACAUUAAUGACUGCGAGAGCAACCCCUGUAAAAAUGGCGGCACUUGCAUCGAUGGUGUCAACUCCUAUAAAUGCAUCUGUAGUGACGGCUGGGAGGGGGCCUACUGUGAAACCAACAUUAAUGACUGCAGCCAGAAUCCCUGCCACAAUGGAGGCUCGUGUCGUGACCUUGUCAACGACUUUUACUGUGACUGUAAAAACGGGUGGAAAGGAAAGACCUGCCACUCACGUGACAGCCAGUGUGACGAGGCCACGUGCAACAAUGGUGGCACCUGCUAUGACGAAGGGGAUGCUUUCAAGUGCAUGUGUCCCGGAGGCUGGGAAGGGACAACCUGCAACAUAGCCCGGAACAGCAGUUGUCUGCCCAACCCUUGCCAUAAUGGCGGCACCUGUGUGGUCAACGGCGACUCCUUCACGUGUGUCUGCAAAGAAGGCUGGGAGGGGCCCAUCUGUACUCAGAAUACCAAUGACUGCAGUCCUCACCCCUGUUACAACAGUGGCACCUGUGUGGACGGAGACAACUGGUACCGGUGUGAGUGUGCCCCGGGCUUUGCUGGACCCGACUGCAGAAUAAACAUCAACGAAUGCCAGUCCUCACCCUGUGCUUUUGGGGCAACCUGUGUGGAUGAGAUCAAUGGCUACCGGUGUGUCUGUCCCCCAGGGCAUAGUGGUGCCAAGUGCCAGGAAGUUUCGGGGAGACCUUGUGUCACCAUGGGGAGUGUGAUACCAGACGGGGCCAAGUGGGACGAUGACUGCAACACGUGCCAGUGCCUGAACGGAAGAAUCGCCUGCUCAAAGGUGUGGUGUGGCCCUCGGCCUUGCUUGCUCCACAAGGGGCACAGUGAGUGCCCCAGUGGGCAAAGCUGCAUCCCCAUCCUGGAUGACCAGUGUUUCGUCCGCCCCUGCACGGGUGUGGGCGAGUGUCGGUCUUCCGGCCUCCAGCCCGUGAGGACCAAGUGCACUUCUGACCCCUACUACCAGGAGAACUGUGCAAACAUCACCUUCACCUUCAACAAAGAGAUGAUGUCGCCGGGUCUUACCACGGAGCAUAUUUGCAGUGAAUUGAGGAAUUUGAAUAUUUUAAAGAAUGUUUCUGCCGAAUAUUCAAUCUACAUAGCUUGUGAGCCUUCUCCUUCUGCAAACAAUGAAAUACAUGUGGCCAUUUCGGCUGAAGACAUACGGGAUGAUGGAAACCCUAUCAAGGAAAUCACUGACAAAAUCAUAGAUCUCGUUAGUAAACGUGACGGAAAUAGCUCGCUUAUCGCAGCGGUGGCGGAAGUGCGUGUGCAGAGGCGGCCGGUGAAGAACAGAACAGAUUUCCUGGUUCCUCUGCUGAGCUCCGUCUUAACCGUGGCUUGGAUCUGCUGCCUGGUGACCGCCUUCUACUGGUGCGUGCGGAAGCGGCGGAAGCCCAGCAGCCACGCUCGGGCCACCUCGGAGGACAACACCACCAACAACGUGAGGGAGCAGCUGAACCAGAUCAAAAACCCCAUCGAGAAGCACGGGGCCAACACGGUCCCCAUCAAGGAUUACGAGAACAAAAACUCCAAAAUGUCGAAAAUAAGGACCCACAACUCGGAGGUCGAGGAGGACGACAUGGACAAGCACCAGCAGAAAGCCCGGUUUGCCAAGCAGCCGGUGUACACGCUGGUAGACAGAGAAGAGAAGCCCCCCAACGGCACGCCGGCCAAACACCCAAACUGGACAAACAAACAGGACAACAGGGACCUGGAAAGCGCCCAGAGCUUGAACCGGAUGGAGUACAUCGUAUAGCAGACAGUGGGCGCCGCGGCCGCUAGACUUGAAAAGAGACAGGCAGGUAUGGGCUACUCAGCAGCUGAAGGGAACAAGCCGAGCUCCGACGUAACGUAGCCAAAAUGUGAGUGGUUGAAUAUCAUUUAAAAUAUCAAAUCAAUUGUGUGAAGGUGGAAGUACACCAGUCUUAUUUUGUAAAUUCUGAUUUCUUUUCACCAUUCUCUGUAAUACUGAACCACCUGUAGAUUUGAUUUUUUUUUUUUUUGGUUAUCUACUGCAUUUAGGGAGUAUUCCAAUAAGCUAGUUGAAGACUUGAACCUUAAAAUGUCCAGUUAGAUCACUGUUUAGAUUUGCUCUAGUGUACACUGCCUGCCUUAAGUGAGGAAAUCAAAAUGCUAUUACCAAGUUGAAGACCCAAAAGGCUUCUAAAACAGAGGAAUUUCGUUGGUUCACCACUGAGACCGUGAAGAUACUUCGUAUUGUCCUAUUAGUGUUAUGAACAUAAAAAUGCAUCUUUGAUGUGUUGUUCCUGGCAAUAAAUUUUGAAAAGUAAUAUUUAUUAAAUUUUUUGUAUGAAACCUGGAACAGUGUGGCCUCUUCUGAGCUGACGAGCGGUGCUCGGGCCCUGCCCGGUGCCUUCGCCGCCUCGCCGGGUCUGUUCUGGUGAGCGGGGUGUGGUAGACGGGCUGUGCGUGACGGGGACGCCGAGGAAAUCCCGAAAGCCACAGAAUUCAAAGUUCUCAAACCACGGGCGCUGUGAAGCCGGGGCUGUGAGCGCCCCAUCUCGGGGGUGGGAGGGGCCUUGGUUCCCUUGUUAUUCAACAGCAAGUGUGAAUACUGCUUGAAUAAACACCACUGGAUUAAUGGCC